AUGGCUCUUGGCUCCUCCCGAGCUGUACCGCCGGCCUCGUCGCCUUCGCCUGCUGCUGCCUGCGUCGCCGCUCGCCCGCUCGGCUCCGCGCCGCCCCGCGCCUCCGCUCGCCCGCCAAGCUCACGCGCCGACCCGCGCUCGCUCGGCCCCGCUGGCCCCACGCCGCCGCGCUCUCCGGCCCCUCGCCGUCGCGCGCUCGCCGGCCUCAUGCGCCGCUACGCGCCGCUCAGCCCCGACUCUGUGCCGCCGUGCCCUUCCGGCGCCACCCAUGCCAUGGCCGCUCGAGCCCCGCCAGGGCAGUCCGCCGUCGCGCGAAUAGCCACCGAUUCCGGCGACCAACAGCCAAUUCCAACGAGGAUGUGCUUCUCUCAGUAG
Lolium perenne is the source of this 375-nucleotide messenger RNA. NCBI's taxonomy places the organism in Eukaryota, Viridiplantae, Streptophyta, Magnoliopsida, Poales, Poaceae. The record is from RefSeq and is a predicted model, not a curated record.